GUAAAACCGAUAGAUUACGGUCGAAGGAAAGGUGGCGAAGAUGGUGAUGCCUGUGAUCCUCGGGGGGAUUACCCAUGCUUUGAAUCUCAACAGCUGGGGCCGGGCUGGAAGGUUACUAGCAUCUUGCAGUGUUCCUCUUCUGUCAAAUAUCCAUACAAGCACAUCUCAGAGAACUAUUGGAAAAUGGGAAAAGAAAAACAGAAUAGUUUAUCCUCCUCAAAAACCAGAAGAAUCUCGAAGACCUGCGGAAAUAUACCACUGUCGAAGAGAGAUUAAAUACAGUAUGGAUAAGAUGUGGUAUCUGGCCAAGAUGAUACGAGGCAUGAACAUAGAUGAGGCACUAGCUCAGCUGGAAUUCAAUGAUAAAAAGGGAGCAAAGGUGAUCAAAGAGGUUCUUCUGGAAGCUCAAGAAAUGGCAGUGAGAAAACAUAAUGUAGAAUUUAAAUCCAACCUACAUAUUGCGCAAUCAUUUUCUGGAAAAGGCCACUAUCUAAAACGGAUUCGCUACCAUGGCAAAGGCAUGUUUGGCAUUAUGGACAAAGUCAAGUGUCACUACUUUGUGAAACUAGUAGAAGGCCCACCUCCACCUCCAGAGGCACCAAAGACUGGGUUUGAUCAAGCAAAAGAAUAUGUGCAACAGCUUCGUAACCGUACUAUUAUUAAUACGCUGUAAUAUAUUCCAUUCUAUGUAUGCUUUCUUCCUUUUUUGUAAAACAUGUUAAUAAAAUUCAUUUUAAGAAGAA
Eublepharis macularius is the source of this 743-nucleotide messenger RNA. It is a transcript of the gene MRPL22, whose product is annotated as mitochondrial ribosomal protein L22. The record is from RefSeq and is a predicted model, not a curated record. The transcript is spliced from 7 exons. Bases 41 to 673 code for a protein of 210 amino acids. Gene Ontology annotation, cellular component: mitochondrial large ribosomal subunit; ribosome. NCBI's taxonomy places the organism in Eukaryota, Metazoa, Chordata, Lepidosauria, Squamata, Eublepharidae. Gene Ontology annotation, molecular function: structural constituent of ribosome. Gene Ontology annotation, biological process: ribosome assembly; translation.